AUGUCAAUCGCAACAAGCUCUUCGAACAGUGCAAUGGGGCUUCCAUUGAAAAACAAGAAACGAAAGAGAAGACAUCAAAACAAACCGGCCAUCUCUGCGAGAUUGAUUCUGGAUGAGCAUGUGAAAGGGGAUAUCGGAGUCAUUUCUGGGGAUUUGGCAAAAGAUCUGUGUCUAGGACAGAGCGGUGUACCUGAUGAUACAGUUCAUUACAUCGCGAUCUCUCCUUGUAGUCCCUCAACAGCAGUCGAAGACUCGACGUGGACUGUUGUUCCUGUUCGGUCCUCGAACAAUUUGGCAACUUCCACUGUGCAAUUCUCACCCGAAAACCCGACCUUACAAGCAUUCGCGGAAACCCUGCAGAGGGUCGCGCCUUCCAAAUUAUCGAGCAACAGUCGUAGCGGAAUUGAGAUACGCGUCCUAGACAUAGUACCUUUACCCUUAGAGACAGUGUUUGUUACGAUCGAGGGGGAAUCUGCGAAGAGACUAGAGAAUGGAGAAGGGACAUUUCACGGAGAACAUCCACAGGCGAAUGGGCAUACAAAGUCACUGAGAAACGGAACAAGUCCCGAGGACAAAUUGACCAAGGCAAUUCGAGAAGCUUUGAGAUCGCUGAGAGUUGUGCAUACUGGAGAUUAUGUUCAAUUACCUUUGCAACCUCAUCCAAUCACCCACGUUCCUCCCCCUCCAGCAAAAGUCACUCUUAGCGAGCCUGUAGGACAAGGACUGCUGUCGCCAAAAACCAGGAUUAUCGUCACUCAGACUGGACACCAUGCGAAAAGUCCACCAAAACACACAGCUAUCCCAUUAAAUGGAGGGUUAAACCAAGUGACGGAAGAGGACGAGGAUACAAGUAAUGACCAAUUCUAUUCCGCUGCGGAGGACAGAUACAAGACCGAUACUGCUUUUGAAGGGGAAUCUGAUUAUGUCACAGAAACAGACACCGAAAUAGAAAGUAGUGCCGACAAUGAUAGUCUUUCGGAUGACUCCAUGGAGGAUAUGAUCUCGCUCCAAGUACCUGUAUUACCAUCCCAUAACGCCAGCGGAAUCUCGACGAUACAGCCUGGAUCUCCACAGACAAUUAUUCCAGGCGGACGAAGGACGAACGGUGUUGCUACCCCGGGCUCCGUAUUCUCUUCUUUUACGGCCACUACUCGUGCAGGUGGGCAAAGUGGAAGAUUGUUCAAAACGCAAGGACUAGCAAGACCGCUCUCUGACGAAAUGCUGCACCCAAAGCCUAAUGCUGAUGAUGAUGAGGAGGCAAGAAUAUUCGUUGAUAUCAAUUCUCUAACUAAGAUCGGUUGUUUCUCAGGAGACUGGGUGCGGUUAGAAGCAGCUGCAGAACCACCUGCCAAUGGUGUGGGGCUUUGGGGACUGGGGAGCUUUGGAGAUGUUGAGGAAGAGAAGCCCUGGCGACCUGUGAAGGUUUUUGGUCUACCCGAAAGCUAUUCACAUCGCCCCAUGACCAAAAUACCACGUAGCAAACAGGAGGGCCGAAGAUUGUCGUUCUUUGAAUCACAAGUCCAAAAACCAGCAAGCCCACUGGCUUAUAUGUCACCUCUACUUCUUGCAAACUUGGAAAACACAUCAUACUGUCGCAUUGCACCCCUGAAACGUGCGCCACAAAUAUUGAAGACGCCAUUAGCUAAGAUCAAUAGCUUUUCAAAUCCCCCCACAGCAAAAGAUUUAACUCUCAUGAAGAUUUCGACCCCUGCUUCGAAUGAGCGUACUUUGCAAAAUGCUCUGUUUGCUGGGCUGAAAAAGUAUUUCUCUCAAAAGAGGAGAAUCGUAAGGAAGGGCGAUCUCAUUGCUGUUCCAAUUGAUCAAGGCCUUGGUAGAACUUUACAAUCAUCCACUGGUGAAGACCUUGAAAUCGAUGAAAUGUUUUCGCAUGCAUCAUUGGCUGAGGCAGAACCCACUAAAUCGGCCAAAACUACUGCUGCGGCUUGGUAUAGGAUAAGUUAUGUCGGUCUGACGAAGGACAGCUCAGAUACCAAUGAUGAGGAAGAUAUUUGGGGUGGCGUUGCCUCAAUUGACGCAUCGAAUACACGUAUGAUGCAGUCGGGCAGUGAGAAUAGUCGAUUACCUGCAACUAUGGAGAAUUCUUGGGAGUAUUACCUUGGGCUGAAGUCACUUUCCAAGACUGAUCUCGAAUCCAGCGCAAUACCGGAGGUCAAAAAACCACAUGUCACAACUUUACAACGGCGUUUGAGAGAAUUAAUCGCCGCAGCUACAAGCCCUAGAGCUAUACAUCUAAACUUGCCACCGCUUGCAAUUCUUCUUGUCUCCACGCAACGUAGCAUUGGUAAAGCAACAUUAGCAGCUAAUGCUUGCGCAGAUAUUGGCUUACAUACUUUUAAGCUUGAUGCUAAAGAUGUUAUCAAUGAAAGUGGAGGUGGAAGUGAUGUCAAGACUGCCGGAUUUCUCGAGGCACGCGCUGAAAGAGCUAUGAAUUGUGGUCCCGCAUUCUGCGCACUCCUCAUACGUCACAUUGAAUGUCUUACUGCUGAUAGAAUGGUCACUACAUUGAAAGAUAUUCAAAGCGGCACGAGAGUUGUUAUUGCAACUACAACCGAGGUAGACAAAAUUCCAGACGGUAUUCGGGGUUUGUUCACCCACGAGCUCGAGAUGACUGCUCCUGAUGAGUGGGAGCGGGAGGGAAUACUUCGUGCUAUUAUUGAAGACCAAGCGAUUUCUCUAGCACCAGAUGUAGAUUUCAGCUCCGUAGCUGUAAAGACUGCUGCCCUCGUAGCUGGCGACUUACACGAUGUUGUGGAUCGAGCUCUCGUGGCGCGUAACUCUCGCAUAGAAGCACUCGCAGCUGCGUCUACCACCCCUGAAAAUAUUGUUACAGUUCGCGAUAUCUUACUUUCUGCUGGGCCAGCAGGUCGUUGCCUUACCAAAGUCGAUUUUGAUGUUGCAGUAGAUUUUGCAAGGAAGAAUUUUGCUGAUGCGAUUGGUGCACCCAAGAUUCCAAACGUCGGUUGGGAUGAUGUUGGUGGCCUGUCGAAUGUCAAGGAAGCAGUAAUGGAAACUAUUCAAUUGCCUCUUGAGCGACCUGAACUAUUCGCAAAAGGCAUGAAGAAACGAUCUGGUAUUUUGUUCUACGGUCCUCCUGGAACCGGAAAGACUUUAUUGGCAAAGGCCAUUGCUACGGAAUUCAGUCUCAAUUUCUUCAGUGUUAAGGGACCAGAAUUAUUGAACAUGUACAUUGGAGAAUCCGAGGCCAAUGUCCGGCGAGUCUUCCAGCGUGCACGUGAUGCACGACCCUGUGUUGUUUUCUUCGACGAGCUUGAUUCUGUGGCACCUAAGAGAGGUAACCAAGGAGACAGUGGUGGAGUAAUGGACCGCAUCGUAUCACAAUUGUUGGCUGAGCUAGAUGGAAUGUCUGAUGGAGAUGACGGUGGUGGAGGUGUCUUUGUUAUUGGUGCAACAAAUCGACCGGACCUUCUCGAUGCAGCCUUGUUGAGACCAGGAAGAUUUGACAAGAUGCUGUACCUGGGAGUAAGUGAUACCCACGAGAAGCAAGAAACUAUUCUAGAAGCUUUAACGAGAAAGUUCACACUUUCUCCUACGCUAUCUCUUGCUCGUGUCGCUUCUGGGCUUCCUUUCACAUAUACAGGUGCCGAUUUUUAUGCACUUUGUUCAGAUGCUAUGCUUAAAGCUGUAACUCGCCAAGCAUCCUAUGUAGAUUCACAUCUCGCCAAACUUAAUUCCGAACGCGGAAGCGAGGGCAAAGGAAAGGUUUCAACAGCAUAUUGGUUUGACCACUAUGCAAAAGAAGAUGAUCUUCGUGUAGUUGUACAAGAAGAGGACUUUGAAGCUGCAGGAAGGGAAUUGGUUCCCAGUGUUAGUGCUGGAGAGUUGGAGCAUUAUGCGAGAGUUAGAGGCCAAUUCGAAGGCAAUAAAGAUAAAGACAAAGUCGCGCCAAGGCCUAGCUCGUCGAGUAGCUCAAGAAGUUCGAGGAAAGGAAAGGGAAAAGGGAGGGCAGAUGUCAAAGGCAAAGGAAAGGCCAAAGAUAUGGGUGACUGGGAUGAGAAUGCUGAGGAUGGUUAUUAUAAUGGCACUGACGAAGAACAACUUAAUGGUACAAUCAGAGUGAAGCCAAAGGGAAAGGAAUCUGUACAGGGAUUGUUCCAAGAUGGAAGCAUGGAAGAUGAAGAAAAUCUAUAUUAA
This is a messenger RNA of Botrytis deweyae, 4173 nucleotides long. RefSeq lists its product as uncharacterized. Gene Ontology annotation, molecular function: ATP hydrolysis activity; ATP binding. The transcript is spliced from 2 exons. The record is from RefSeq and is a predicted model, not a curated record. Gene Ontology annotation, biological process: protein import into peroxisome matrix. Lineage: Eukaryota; Fungi; Ascomycota; Leotiomycetes; Helotiales; Sclerotiniaceae. Bases 1 to 4173 code for a protein of 1390 amino acids. Gene Ontology annotation, cellular component: peroxisomal membrane; cytosol.